This is a messenger RNA of Scleropages formosus (Asian bonytongue), 7189 nucleotides long. Its product is annotated as unconventional myosin-IXb-like. Gene Ontology annotation, biological process: intracellular signal transduction; actin filament-based movement; lamellipodium morphogenesis. The transcript is spliced from 41 exons. The record is from RefSeq and is a predicted model, not a curated record. Gene Ontology annotation, molecular function: ATP binding; microfilament motor activity; GTPase activator activity. Gene Ontology annotation, cellular component: lamellipodium; actin filament; myosin complex. NCBI's taxonomy places the organism in Eukaryota, Metazoa, Chordata, Actinopteri, Osteoglossiformes, Osteoglossidae. Bases 320 to 6370 code for a protein of 2016 amino acids.
AAGUGAGAAGAUCGCGGCGGAGAGGUGGACCUCGAACCCCCUGCUCAGGGGACCCGCUGUUCCUCCACUUUGACACACACACACACACACACACUUGGAGGACAUUGAGGACCAUCUCCCUGCAGCCAGAGGUGAAGAGCCGUACCUGUACCUCAGGUGUGUUCGAUUCACUGGCACAGGGGGGGCAGGAGAGGACCCCCGGUCCCCCGGCUCUCCGGCCCAGCGAGGACUGGAAGGAGGACAGAUGUGAUCCCAGGUGCGAGACUCCAAGUCGAGAGACGGCGCCUCGUUAUGCUGAAGGCUCCCCGCACGGCUCAUCAUGAGUGGCAGUGACAGCGACGGGAGGAGCUACGUGCUCCAGGUGUACCAGACAUUGAUGUCGCAGGAGACGGGCCGCUGGUGCACGAUCGUGGUGCCACGGGAGACGACGGCCGCCGCGGUGAUCAAGGAGGCGGUGGCGGUGCUGGGCGCGGACCCGUCGAGGCACUACGUGCUGGCUGAGGUGAAGGAGUGUGGCGGCGAGGAGUGGGUGCUGCAGCCCUGUGAGCAGCCCGUGCUGCGCAUCCUGCUGUGGCCCCUCGGCGCCCAGGAACAGCACCCAUGCAGCGACGGCUACUACUUCCUGCUGCGGGAGUGCGACCCCGAUGGCGCCGUGUGUUACCGACCCACGAGCCAGCCCUGCGGGGAGAAGGUGGCGGCGCAGAAGCUGGUGGAGCGUGGCUUCCUGCCGCCGGAGCGCGAGGACGUGGACGACCUGUGCGACCUGCCGGUUCUGACCGAGAGCAGCAUCCUGGGAGUGUUGCGCACCCGCUUCCAGCGCCACAAGAUCUACACGUACGCCGGCAGCAUGCUGGUGGCCGUCAACCCCUUCACGUUCCUGCCCAUCUACAACCCCAAGUACGUGAAGAUGUACGAGAAGCGGGCGCUCGGCGAGCUCGGCCCCCACGUGUUUGCCAUCGCCGACGUGGCGUAUCAUACCAUGCUGCAGCGCCGGCGCAACCAGUGCGUGCUCAUCUCGGGCGAGAGCGGCUCGGGCAAGACUCAGAGCACCAACUUCCUGAUCCACUGCCUGACGGCGCUCAGCCAGAAGGGCUACACCAGUGGCAUCGAGAGGACCAUCCUGGGGGCCGGACCAGUCCUGGAGGCGUUUGGCAACGCAAAGACUGCGUACAACAACAACUCGAGUCGCUUCGGGAAGUUCAUCCAGGUCAACUAUCUGGAGAGCGGCAUAGUACGAGGAGCGGUGGUGGAGAAGUACCUCCUGGAGAAGUCCCGCCUCAUCUCCCGAGAGAAGAACGAGAGGAAUUACCACGUUUUCUAUUACCUGCUGGUUGGGGCUUCGGAGGACGAGCGCAAGGAGUUCAAGCUGCUGCGGCCUGAAGAGUAUCUCUACCUCAAGCAGGAGAACCUCGACAUGGAAGAUAAAGCAGUCCUGCGGCAUGAGUUCGAAAGGCUGCAGCAGGCCAUGGGGAUGGUGGGAUUCCUGCCGCCCACAAAGAAGCAGAUCUUCGCCAUGCUGGCAGCCAUCUUGUACCUGGGCAACGUGACCUAUAAACCGCGGGGGACAGACAGAGAUGAGGGGCUCGAAGUGGGUCCCCCAGGGGUCUUGGCCAUCCUGUCCGACCUGCUCCAGGUCAGGAAGGAACUGCUUGUGGAGGCCUUGACCCAGCGGACGGCCGUGACGGCCAACGACACGCUCAUCUUCCCGUACAGCCCCAGCGAGGCGGUGACGGUGCGUGACUCCAUGGCCAAGUCUCUGUACAGCGCCCUCUUUGACUGGAUCGUGCUGCGCAUCAACCACGCUCUGCUGAACAAGAAGGACAUGGAGGAGUGCAUCUCUUUUCUAUCCAUAGGCGUCCUGGACAUAUUUGGGUUUGAGGACUUCAAGACCAAUAGCUUCGAGCAGUUCUGCAUCAACUAUGCCAACGAGCAGCUGCAGUUUUACUUCAACCAGCACAUCUUCAAGCUGGAGCAGGAGGGGUACCAGGCGGAGGGAAUCAGCUGGCACAACAUCGACUACAUGGACAACGUGGGCUGUAUCCACCUGUUCAGCAAGAAGCCCACAGGCCUCUUCUACCUGCUGGACGAAGAGAGCAACUUCCCUCACGCCACGGACAAAACGCUACUGGCCAAGUUGAAGCAGCAGCACCAGGGGAACCCCUACUUUGUGCCCACGCCUGUGUUGGAACCUGCUUUUGUGGUCCGCCACUUCGCGGGGAACGUCAAGUACCACGUGAAGGACUUCCGGGAGAAGAACACGGACCACAUGCGGGCAGACAUCGUGACGCUGCUGCGGUGCAGUGACCGGGCGUACGUCCGCCAGCUGGUUGGGAUGGCGCCGGCAGCCGCGUUCCGCUGGGGGGUCCUCCGCGCCACCGUCUGCAGCCUGGCUGUUCUCAAGGAGGCUGGGCGGCAGCACGCGGAAAAGACCACAGCCCUGAGUAGAUGUGGCUCCCGGACUCUGCUCGGUGAACUGCGCACGCCCAGAACGCCCGCCGAGAGACUGUGCAGCUACGGCUCUUGCAUUGACUUCUCGUUCGAUCGUUCAAUGGAGCGCCCUCUAGAGGCUUUCGAAGACAUCUUUGCUAGCUAUGAGAGUAAGAAGAACAGCAGGACUGCCCGGCAGAAGCAGAUCAUCCCCAAGAACCUCAUUGACGCCUCCUCUCUGAAGCUCAUUAUGGGCCUCAGUGUCCAUGACCGCACCACCAGGGCCCUCCUCCACCUGCACAAGGGCAAGAAGCCCCCCAGCAUCAGCGCGCAGUUCCAGGCUUCCCUCAGUAAGCUGCUCGAGACCCUGGGGAGAGCUGAGCCCUUCUUCAUCCGUUGCAUCCGUUCCAACGCCGACAAGAUGGAGAUGUGUUUCGACGACUCCCUGGUGCUUCAGCAGCUGCGCUACACAGGCAUGUUGGAGACAGUGCGCAUCCGGCGGUCCGGCUACAGCGCCAAGUACACAUUUGAGGAAUUUGUCGAGCAGUUCCGGGUGCUGCUGCCCACUGAUGCCUCGACGCCGCAGAGAGACAUCGCCAACUUCUUCCAGAAGAUGGGUCUGGCUGCUGGCACCUACCAGAUCGGCAAGACAAAGGUGUUCCUCAAGGAGCCAGAGAGGCAGCGGCUGCAGGAUAUGCGGCACAAGCGGGUGAUGGACAAGAUCCUCUAUCUUCAGCGCUGGUUCCGGGCGCACCUGGACAGGAAGCAGUUCCUACUGAUGCGGAGUGCUGCCAUCGUGAUCCAGCGGCACUGGCGCCGGAUGCAAGAGGAGAGGCGCUACAGGGUCACGGCCAUAAUCCAGGCGAUGUGGGAGAACUCGUACCAGAGAGCUGAGUACCUGCAUCAGCGAAACCACUUCAAGAACAUGCAGAAGCUGGCAGAGAGCAGGGCAGCCCAGCAAAGGACCCAGGAGGAGCAGGAGGGCGAGCAGGAGGCUCCAGAGAGAAAGUCGCACAAGCCACACGCAGAUGUCAGCAAAGAGAACACUGUACCGAGAGGCAGGCAGGAGGGCGUGCCAGUGGUGACGCUGCAGGGACGUGUCCAAGCACUGUGGGAGACUAACAGGGAUGAGGGCACCAGAGAAUGGCCAUCUGGAGGACCCCUGCAGGCUCUGAAGAACAAGAGAGAGGGCAACGCUGUGACCUGGGAGCAGCCUUCCCCAGAGGCCGUCAAACCCAUGUGUGAAGCCGAGCCGGAGAGGAAGAAGGACGGCGGGGAGCCACAGCGACAGCCCUCUGCUCUCGCAAGGGUCCACGAAGAAGUAGGGAAGCAGUGGGAGCGGGUGCGCCCCAACUCCCUACCCCUGGACUUCACCCCAGACCACGGUGAGCCCACCGGUGCGGGCACGCUGAAGCGCUAUGACAACAGGACCAUCCUGAAGGAGAGGGCAGAGCGGUGGAAGGAGAAAAGGAGCGAGGCACUUGCAGAUGGUGCUAAUUCACAGCCCCAGAGCACAGAACAGAGGAGGAAUAAGGGUUCGCUAUGCCGGAGAAUCUCGAUCUCCCUGGGUGACGUGUCGGACCUCAGCCUGUCAGGACCCGAGCAUGGCGGUGCGGCUGACUUCAUCCAGAAGGUCCGGCCGCUGCACCCGAAGCGCCGGCUAGCCCACGGCCGCAGCGGCUUGAUGCUCAAAGGCGAGGACGUAGAAUACAAGGAGUUCUGGACUUUUCCACUGCCCCCCAUGAGCCCUGGCCCUCCGCCUCCCCCACUCCCCCUCCCUGAUGUCAACAGCCCUGCCUGUCCGCCCCAGCCGAAGCUCCCAGGAGACGCCACAAUUCCUGAUGGUUCAAAAUUGAGCACCCAGAGAAGAGAUGGUGGGACAUCUGUCUAUCCUCAGCCCACGACCCCAGAGAAGUCUGGCUUCCUGAGGAAGAUUCUUAAGAAGCGUCCCCAUAAGGAUGCUCAAACAUCCGAUGAUGGAGAGGUGACCCCUACGCAGACACCAGGAAGGGAAGACUCCUUCCGGAUGGGUCAGGUCCCCAUCAGAAUAAGCCGUGCCACUAGGGUGCCUGUGCAGUGGAACGCCUCGUUGGACCGCAAGAUCAGUAACCCCAACGAGCUGCGCCACCUGGAUGACUUCCUGGCCAAUCAGGUGAACGACCUGCACUCGAAAGGGAAGCACCUCUCUGCAGUAGAGAACAUCUUCAUCAGGGCCACGGUAGAGUUCAGGGAGAACAUCAAGAGCUUGUAUGCUCUCUCAGUGAGUAACCUAUCAAGUCGCUGCUGCUACAAGGACUUGAUGAUGAACUACCAGGACAAAGUGUGUAGCCUGGCUGGUCAGAAGCAGAAGACUGAGGUCCCCCUGGUGGUGAAUCUGUUCCAGUCAAUUCUGGACGGGUUUGUCCGCGCCGAGAUUAAGAAGGAGGAGGUGGAACCAGAGAAGCCUGCAAAGAAACAAAAGAAGCGCAGAGAAAAGAACAAUGUGACAGAGCACCGUCUAGACCAUGUGCUCAGCACCUACCAGGUGAAUAUCAUGCAGUCAUGUGACCAGUGCACCUCCUACAUCUGGGGAAUGGAGAAGGCUUACAUGUGCAGCUCUUGCAAAAUGGUGUGUCACAAGAAGUGCCUCUCAAAAAUCAACAAAUGCUGCUCCCCAUAUUGCUCAAAGAAGCUUGCUGAGCAGGGCAGCUCACAGCUCUUUGGGAUACCCGUGUGCGUUCUGACCAGCGAGGACAGCACUGUGCCUGUCGUCAUGGCCAUGUUGCUGGAGCACGUGGAGCUGAAAGGCCUUUACACGGAGGGCAUCUACCGCAAGUCCGGCGCAGCCCACAGAGUGAAGGAGCUGCACCAGCGGCUGGAGAAGGACCUGCGAUCGGUGUGCUUGGAGGAGUACCCCAUCCACACAGUCACUGGGCUGAUCAAGCAGUGGCUGCGAGAGUUGCCGGAGCCCCUCAUGACCUACACCCAUUACAGUGACUUCCUACACGCCAUCGAACUCCCUGAGAAGUCAGAGCAGCUGAAAGCCAUCUACACAGUGUUGGAACGCCUUCCCACCCCUAGUUUCAACACCUUGGAAAGGCUCAUCUUCCACCUGGUCAGGGUGGCCAAAGAGGAGGCCCAUAACCGCAUGUCACCCAGCUCGCUGGCCAUCAUCUUCGCCCCAUGUAUUCUGCGCACUCCAGACACCUCUGACCCUCUCACGAGCUUGAAGGACAUGGGCAAGACCACCAUGUGUCUAGAGAUCCUGUUGAAUGAGCAGAUGAGGCUCUACAGAGAGAAGCUGAAUGAGCUUCAGCAGCUUGAGUAUGCAGAAGCCCUGGUGGUCAAACAACUGAAGCUCAAAAGACAAAACACAGUCCAAAACACAGCACCUUUUGGCCAGACUACGUUCUCUGAGGACGAAUCCAUGGAUACAGACUCAGAAGUGGAGGAGAUCCUGGUGCACCGCAUCAAGUCCAUCAAGAAGGAGAAGGAUGACCUGGCCUCUAAGCUGCCUGCUCUAAACCAGCCCUGCUUGGAUCAGGACAGCCUGGAGACAGACAGCCCGCUGGAUGACCGGCUCUGGAGUCUAAGUCACGAAACUCUGCACUACGGGACGCCUGAAGAGUUAAAAAAGACAAGCCCAACUCCGAAGCACAAGACUGAAACCCUGGCCUUGCCAACCCAAGCCAGCAGGGCUUCGCCUUCACCUCAGCAGCAGGGCUGGAACCCAGGAGUCCCUAGUGCCCGCACACUGCUCCAUGGAGGUGUCCCACAAGAAAGCACUCUUAUGCUGCCUAGGGCGGAGAGAUGGGAGCACCCUCCAGGACAGCCCCCCUUUACGAACACGAAACCCAACGCUCCCCUGGAUUUGGCUCCUCGCACCGGUGGCCACAGGGGGCCCAACUCAGCCCAGGGCACUUUCUCUGGCCUUGACAUCCCCUACAUCGAUGACAACUUGUAGCCUGAAAAAGAAAGGCUGCUCAGGAGAGUGUGGCGGUCACAGGGCGUCAUGGAAACCGUUUAUGAACUUUAUGAGAAAAAUAGUCACAAAUGUCAUGGUACUAAUGACUCUGGAAACAGAAGCGCUGCCUCGCCAUGUCCUGUCUGUACUCGUUUUUACUGUCUAACUACAUUAGGUCUGUGAUACAUUUGUUUAAGAGCUGUUCAUGGGCUAUUCAUACAGAAACAAGAAGAAUUACGUUCUAUCCCUUGUUUUUCCCCUGAAAGGGGAUAUUUCAAGGAAGCAAAAGCUCCUUUCUGCAUUAUCCUAUUUCUUUCAAUGUAAUCACAGUGACAGGGAAUUGGGGUUCAUCCUCACAAGGCAUUUUGCAUAAAUGUAGUAUUUUGUAAGUACUUCUGUUGUAAUUAUUUUAAUGUCGCUUGACUGCCGACAAACACUUGUAAUGCUGUACUGGCACCUGUCCUACAGAAGUAGGAUCAUUUGGCUGGUCAAUACCUCUCUUCUGCAGCUUCCUCGCAGUCUCCGAGCGCACAGCCUACAUACUGCCAGGCGCAAAGGGCUCCGGCAAAGUUUUACCGUUGACUUUCUAUGAGAAACCCGUGGAUUCCCCAUGAACUCGGCCCCUGUAGGAAGCUGCUGUAACUGUCAUGGGCUCAAGUCCCACUGACCACUUCCGUGGAUCAACGACUGACACCACAGCAUCACAGAGAGCCCAUGAACUCGCUGGCAAAUGCCACAUGUGAAAUGUAAACGGGAAAGUCGAAGCUGGCGCUCGUGUGCUUCAGCAGUGGAUUUACCUCUAAUAAAGCUUUACAGUGU